UUUUAGAAAUCCUGCCAAGGGAACAGUACCAGGUUUGAGCAGAGUUCAAGGCUAGAUUUGGGUACCUGCAUUGUGAAGCAACUCUGCUGCCUGCUUUGCUUGGAUCUGUGCCUUGUUGGCCAAAAGCACUGGUGGCUACGGUUAAGGUAGAUGACGUGUAUACAGCUAGGAGACUUUGACUUCUCUUCCUUUUCCUUGUGGACUCUGGCAUGUGAUUCCUGGUUUUUAUCAUCAUCUCUUAUAGCAUGAGGACCUAGGUAUUUAUAAGCUCAGCUGCUGAUGGGUUAUGAAAGUUCGCUUUUAAUAGCUACAAGGACAGCAUAAUAUUACACAGUGAUGUGCUAAACAAGCCUGCCUCUUGUUUCAGCUUGAUCUUGAGCAAACUGCCUCCCACUGACUUGUAUGGCAGCCAGUGCCUCAUUUUGGAGAAGAGGUUACAUGGGAGAGUGGAAUCACACUUUGAGUCAAGACUCUGGGGUUCCAGCCCUGGUUUCAUGACUCCAAGAAAAAAAGCAGUGUUUUGGCGAAGCGACUGCUACACAAAUCACAUCUUAAAGUCGCGGGGAGGACGCCCUGGUGCCCUCUUACCGGGACAGCGCUGGCGCUGCAGGAACUACGGAGGAACCCAGGUUGCCAAGGCAACUCGCUGCAGCGGCCCGCCUGUACUGGCCGUCCGUGUCCCGCCCCCUCACGCCGUCACGCGCCCUCGCGCUUCCCCGCCUCCAGGCCCGCUGCGUCGCUGGCUACUGGCUAGUCGCCUCGGUCUCACUAUCCUCACUCCAUCCGCAGAGCCAAUGGCUGGGAUCGCCAGGGAUUCGUUCACGCGAGUCACACGAUGCCAGCAACCUCGAGAACCAAUCACAGUGCUUGGAAGGCGGGUUGGGAGCCCUCACAAGCCAAUAACGGCAAAGGAAGCCGGCCUCGCGCUCUUGGCUCCACCCCCGACGCGGAGAGACAGGUUCCGAGGCUGCGGCACCUGGCCGGGUCUGGGUGACCGUGGCCCUCAGUUCUCGCGCGGCCGUCCAGGUGAAGGGUCUGGAAAAGAAGCCGGUAGGUCAGGAAGCGGGAGCGGCUGGCUCCGGCCAGCUGCUGUGUGGUGUUGA
Messenger RNA from Ailuropoda melanoleuca (giant panda), 1103 nucleotides. RefSeq lists its product as uncharacterized. The record is from RefSeq and is a predicted model, not a curated record. Lineage: Eukaryota; Metazoa; Chordata; Mammalia; Carnivora; Ursidae. The transcript is spliced from 2 exons. The coding region runs from base 495 to 1103 and encodes 202 amino acids.